AUGAGCAGCGCUUCGAGUUGGAAACCGUCCCAGCCUGCGGACCGAUGGCUAAAGCAGAGCGUUCUGGGCGUUUAUGCAUCGGCACUGCUUUUUUUCUCGGUUUGGAAUGCUGUGUUCUUCAAGCGUAUGACAAAUACCAUGCCAAAUUAUCCCUAUUUUCUAUCGCAGGUCACGAGCUGGAUUUACUUGCCAGUCCUGGGCCUCGUGCUGCUCUUCAAGCGCGUUUUCGAUCGGCCGUCGCCAUUGGAAGAUGAGGAGCUGCCGCAGCUCAAGCUCGCUUUUGUCGGUCUCCUAGAGGCAAUCGCAGGAAUCUGCACCGUCCUCGGAGGUGUCUACACUCGCGGCACAACACAAAUGAUCCUCGUCCAGGCCAGCAUCCCCAUGACCAUGUUUUGGUCCGCUUGCAUUCUCGGGACGCGAUACGUCGUACAUCAGUUUGUUGCGGCGGGCGUCAUCAUCGGAGGGGCACUUGUCGUGUUAACGCCACGGCUCAUUGGUAUCCACAGCAGCGGGAGCACAAGCACAGGCACUGUUGACCUCCUGUUCUUCAAUUUGGUGUUUCUCGCUGCACAACUGCCGCAAUCUCUAGCCCAUGUGUACAAGGAAUACGCCCUUCGCGGCCAAGAGAUGAGCGUGUUCAUAGUCAUGUUCUACAUCGCCUGGUAUCAGUCCUUGAUCGGGCUCUCUUUGAUUCCGGUGAAUUCCCUGCGGCUUUUUGGACCGGCCCGCGUCCCACUGCAUGACUUGCCUAGCCUUCUUCUGAACGGAAUCAAGUGCUUACUCGGUCAAGAUGUCCUUCGCACCGACUGCAUAAUAGAGCGCGGGGACGACGGCACAUCCCUGCCGCCGUGCGACCAUUGUCGGGGGGCAUGGCUCCCAGUUCUUCUGUAUAUGAUUGCGAACAUCUUGUAUAAUGUAUUCGGCAUCCUGGUGAUCAAACACGGGGGUGCAACGCUCUAUACGAUGCUGAUGACGCUCCGUCUCCCUCUGGUGAGCUUUGCAUUCUGCAUGUCAUUUUUCAUGGGCGAUGAGGCGCAACCCGUCGACUGGUAUGACCUCGUUGGCCUUGUCGUGAUCCUCAUUGGCCUGUGUAUUUACCGCUGGGAAGAGCGGGCCGCUCAUCGAACUGAAAACGAAGCUGCCACUGAGGCGAGUCAGGCGCUGGAGCGCGAUCACGAAGCGAGCGCGAACGUUGCCGUCGGUCCGAUUCUGAGCGAGCCUCUGCUUCUCGACACACCAGCAGGAGCGAUAUCACCAGUGCGACAAGCAGCCGCUGGCACGCGGUGGCGACCUCUGCAACGCGCACCCUUCUGGUCAUCGAACCGUAAUGCAAACCGUGACUAUGAUACGUUUGGUUGA
This is a messenger RNA of Cyanidioschyzon merolae strain 10D, 1359 nucleotides long. RefSeq lists its product as hypothetical. The record is from RefSeq and is a predicted model, not a curated record. The transcript has a single exon. Bases 1 to 1359 code for a protein of 452 amino acids. Lineage: Eukaryota; Rhodophyta; Bangiophyceae; Cyanidiales; Cyanidiaceae.